Molecule: messenger RNA, 1372 nt
Organism: Temnothorax curvispinosus
Lineage: Eukaryota; Metazoa; Arthropoda; Insecta; Hymenoptera; Formicidae
Product: saccharopine dehydrogenase-like oxidoreductase
Exons: 6
Biological process (GO): glycolipid biosynthetic process
Cellular component (GO): lipid droplet; mitochondrion; plasma membrane
Source: RefSeq, a predicted model, not a curated record
ACUCGUACUCAUUACGUUGAUAUCACUGGUGAAGAAGAGUUCAUGGAGAAAAUACAAUUGGAAUAUAACGAGGCAGCUAAAGAAGCUGGAAUUUACGUAGUGAGCGCUUGCGGCUUUGACUGUGUCCCUAUCGAUUUGGGAAUCAUUUUCACACAACAGCAAUUUGGAGGAGAAGUCAAUGAUGUUGAAGUAUACAUGUCGAUAUCGUCAACCGCCACUGAUAACAAAAAUUCGUAUCUGAAUUAUGGAACUUGGGAAACUGCGAUAUAUAGUCUGGCUCAUUCAUACGAACUACGGGAAUUACACGAAAAAUUGUAUCCUACCAAAUUGCCCGAAUUUACACCAAAAUUAAAACCAAGAGGUCUAGGUCUAGUUCACCGAAGUGAUGUCUCUGAAGGAUGGUCUGUACGGUUUCCAAGUGCCGAUCGUCCACUAGCUCUUCGUACACAGCGAUUCUUGUACGAUAAGUACAAAGAGAGGCCUGCGCAAGUUGAAGUCUAUGCCACGUUUAAGUCUUUCAUUGCGGUCCUGAUGUUGUCUAUUACCGGUAUGUUUUUGUUAAUCAUGACUCGCAUGGCAUGCGGUCGUAAUUUACUUCUAAAAUAUCCCUCUUUUUUUUCAUUCGGUUUUAUCAGCCACGAGAAUCCGAAUAUGGAAACAUUGAAAUCGACACACUUUUCUAUAACGUUCAAAGCCCGUGGAUGGACUGAAAAAUUGGCGACACCUACUGAUAAACACACAAAUCCACCUAAUAAGGAAGUAAUCACCAAAGUCACCGGUGAUUCUCCCUCAUAUGGAGGGACUAGCAUCAUGGUGAUCCUAUCGGCGAUUACAAUCCUUAAUGAAAGUGACAAAAUACCUGACAACGGAGGAGUGCUCACUCCUGGUGCUGCAUUUGGUAAAACAUCUUUGAUCGAGCAAAUGAAUAAACAUAAUAUUAAUUUCGAGGUAAUAUCAUCUACCGUGAAAUAGAGAUAAGUAGAUAUGAAGUAGUAUAAGUAGAUACUAGUAGAUAGUAGUAUAUGAAAGUUUUACAAUCCUUACUGACAAGAUUUUUUUUAAUACACUAUAUUAUUUCGUUUGAUUUUGAUACUAACAUUUUUAUAGUUUUUGGGUAAAAAGUUUAUGCUCUCUAUAUUUUAUAUACGUAUAUAUAACACACGCACACUCCCCGCGCGCGCGCGCGUGUUUUUCAACUGUGUAUUAUAUGUCUUAUUUCAUGAUAUUUCAAGAGAAAAGUAUUUAUAAGCGGGUGUACUGUGUAUUUUAUAAUAUUAAGGUAAUCGAAAAUUACAUUUAAUUGUUUGUUUUACUUGGAAUGAAUAAAAAUAAGUAAACCUUAUAUUUAUACACUUAUGACGCAAUAUUAAUA